Messenger RNA from Cylindrotheca closterium, 1302 nucleotides. The record is from the annotation of a GenBank genome assembly. Lineage: Eukaryota; Bacillariophyta; Bacillariophyceae; Bacillariales; Bacillariaceae.
AUGGGCAUGAUCACCGCCACAACAACAAGGACAACACGGUCAACUCGCAUUACCGCUACUACAUUGUUACCGCUCCUUGCUGCCACGUGUUCUAGUUUGGCCCUCUUUUCACCUCCAACAAGGAGUUGUCGAGUUGCCACUCCUCCUCAUCAUUGUGGAUUCUGUGCUCCGUCUUCUCCUCGUCGUCCUCUUUUGUCCACUAUCACCUGGAUUGGUGCCAGACAACAAUUCACGACCAUGUCUCUCGCAAUGACAGAUAACGAUGAAAAUGAUGAUUUGUCCGCGCAAGAAAACACUCUUUCAUUGGCUACAAACGAAACAACCAGUAGUUCAGCUCUUGCUGCUAAAGAAAUAUCACCACUACCCAUGCAACCCAAAAAGUUGCACUCGGUCACCGUCUGCAUGGUACCUCCACCUGAAAAUGAACAUGUUUGGGAACAAGUAUCGGAAAUGAGACGGACCCUCCAAGAUCCAGGCUAUUAUCGGUGGCCACCCCAUGCCAAUCUGCUCUAUCCAUUUUUGGAGUUGGGCAAUUAUAAGAAGGAUCCAGAAUCCAGGCAAACCAACUUGAACGUAAUUGUGGAAAAAUUACAAACGGCAAUGCGGAAGUGUCCUCCCUUUUGGAUCCAAUUGAAACAAUUUGGAACUUUUGGAGGAAAACAACGCGGAGUACUCUGGUUGGAUCCGGAAUCCUUUCCCAUGAACGAAGAUGCGACUGGUACGAUCGAAGAGUCGUCGAAGAAUGGUGUUGCACCCCUGAUUCAACUACAGUCACUACUGGAAGAAGCCUUUCCUAGUUGUCAAGCACAAUCUCAGAAGAAUAGCAGUGGAUUUGUACCGCACAUGACACUCUCCCAUUUUGAAAACUUGGAGGCUGCCAAGGCAGCGCAAGAGUUGAUUUCGCCCAUUCCCACCCAGUUGGAAUUUGUGUUGGAUCGGAUCUAUCUGUUGGAGCGCCUGGGAGAUGAUGGACAAUUUCUGCGGGUCGCCGAGAUUGGAUUGGGAGAAGAAUCCUCCUCCAAAGUGACUGCCAUUUUCGAUCCACCAUCCCCCUUUCCAGGCAUGCCCGCAGACGAAGAAGAUUGGGUCCAUGAGGAACGCAUGAAGCUCAAAUCCAGGCGGAAUGGCAAAGGACGAAAAACGAGAGGAAAGCAACAACGCCGACGACGAUCGUGGAAUCCAAGAGUACCGGAUACCCCCGAAAUGAUUGCGGCCAAACGAGCGGAACGCAAGGCCAAGCGAGAGCGACUGGAACGAGAACAACAACAAGAAGAAGAACAAGCAGCAACGGGGGAAGCAUAA